AUGCAGGAAGAGAGAGCACCGAGAGUGAAGAAUAGACUGCCAGCUACAGUACAGAUCACAGCUGAGCAACUCCUACGUGAAGCCAAUGAUCGUCAGGAUCCAAAAAUCCAACCAGCGAGACAACGUCUACAAGAUUUUGAAGAAUUAAAUGAAUUUCAAGGAAGAAAGAGAAGGGAGUUUGAGGAGCGUAUUAGAAUGCUUAGAAUUGAUCUUAAAACAUGGGCUUCUUACGCGAAAUGGGAAGCGAUACAGGGUGAAUAUGAACGUGCACGCUCUGUAUGGGAGAGAGCAUUAGAUGUUGAACCAACCGCACAUCAAAUGUGGUUACAAUACAUUGAUAUGGAACUAAAAGCUAGAAAUAUAAACCAUGCUCGUAACUUAUUCGAUAGAGUUGUCACUUUACUACCACGUAUCAAUCAAUUCUGGUAUAAAUAUGUACAUAUGGAGGAACUCAUUGGUAAUAUCGCAGGUGCACGUCAAGUAUUCGAAAGAUGGAUGACUUGGGAACCUGACGAUAAAGCUUGGUCAGCCUAUAUAAAGCUAGAAGAGAGAUAUCAAGAAUGGGAGAGAGUUAGCUUACUCUAUGAACGCCUUAUUGGUAUCAGACCUGAACCAAAAACUUGGGUGAAAUGGGCUCGUUACGAAGAAGAUAGAGGUAAAUUUGACAGAGCGAGAGAGAUAUUCCAAAUGGCUUUAGAGUUCUUUGGUGAUUCUGAAGAGCAAAUAGAGAAAGCUCAAAGUGUCUUCAAUGCAUUCGCCAAAAUGGAAACAAGAGCAAAGGAAUACGAUAGAGCUAGAGUUAUUUAUAAAUACGCUCUAUCUAGAUUACCACAAGCUAAAAGUGCAGAUCUUUUUGGUGCUUACACACGCUUUGAGAAGCAAUAUGGUUCAAGAGCAGGUGUAGAAGCCACUGUUCUUGGUAAACGGAGGCUUCAAUAUGAAGCUGAAGUAUCCGCCGAGCCAAAUAACUACGAUAGUUGGUUUGAAUAUUUAAAAUUAGAAGAAUAUUCGUACAGAAUGGAAGAUGCCUCCACGAAGGAGGAAGCACUUGGUAGAACAAGAGAACUUUAUGAAAGGGCAGUUUCACAAGUUCCACCAUCAAGCGAAAAAAGACACUGGCGGAGGUAUAUCUUCAUAUGGCUCUCUUAUGCCAUCUUUGAAGAAGCUGACGUAAAAGAUUUUGAUAGAGCCAGAGUCGUCUAUCAAACUGCUAUUUCUUUAGUACCUCACAAACAAUUCACUUUCGCAAAAUUAUGGAAUCAAUAUGCAAGAUUUGAAAUAAGGAGACUUAAUGUCGCAGGUGCUAGGAAAAUCUUUGGUACAGCUAUAGGAAUGUGUCCAAAAGAGAGAUUAUUUAAAGCCUACAUUGAUUUAGAAUUUGAGUUGAGAGAUUUCGAUAGAAUUAGAACCUUAUAUGAAAAAUAUCUUGAAUAUGAUCACUCAAAUUGCUCAGCUUGGAUACGGUUUGCACAACUUGAAGCUGAACUUGGCGAUAGUGGACGCGCUAGAGCAAUAUUUGAAUUGGCAGUUAAUCAAGAUGCACUUGAUAUGCCUGAAUUAUUAUGGAAAGCUUAUAUCGACUUUGAAACUGAAGCGAUUGAAGAAGGUGAAUCAAGCAGGAAUGCAGUUAGAAGUCUCUACGAUAGACUUCUCGAACGCACUAGUCACGUUAAAGUUUGGAUUGCAUAUGCUAACUUUGAGAAUACCGAGAUUGAUAAUGAGCAAGAAGAAGAAGAAGCUAGAGAUGAGAAAGCAAGGAGAGUAUAUGAGAGAGGAUACAACAAUCUCAAAGAGCGGGGACUCAAAGAAGAAAGAGUUGUAUUAUUGGAGUCAUGGAAAGAAUUUGAAACUGAGUUUGGCGAUGAAUCAACAGUCAAGAAAGUUCAAGAUAAGAUGCCUAGGGUUGUCAAGAAAUGGCGUAACACCGAAGAAGGUGUUGAAGAAUACUUUGAUAUGCUCUUCGCAGAUGAUGAGCAGCAGAGCAAUCCAGCAUCGCUUAAGUUCUUGCAAAUGGCACAUGCUUGGAAGACACAACAAAAAGAAGAUGAAACUAAGGAUGAAUGAAUUAAUACAUGAUAAUUUUAUUGACCGCCCAUUCUAACCAUUUGUUGCUUGAGUUUGAGCAUGACAACGGUACCAGAAGCGACCCACUCGUAGAGUUGGACGUCACCGUCGAACUGUUAGUUUGUUAGACAAAAG
This is a messenger RNA of Wallemia mellicola CBS 633.66, 2199 nucleotides long. RefSeq names its product TPR-like protein. The record is from RefSeq and is a predicted model, not a curated record. Lineage: Eukaryota; Fungi; Basidiomycota; Wallemiomycetes; Wallemiales; Wallemiaceae. Gene Ontology annotation, molecular function: protein binding. The transcript is spliced from 5 exons. The coding region runs from base 1 to 2064 and encodes 687 amino acids. Gene Ontology annotation, cellular component: post-mRNA release spliceosomal complex; U2-type catalytic step 2 spliceosome; precatalytic spliceosome. Gene Ontology annotation, biological process: mRNA splicing, via spliceosome; spliceosomal complex assembly.